GGCCACCCUCCGACCCCACCCCUGCCCCCACCACCACACAUUCCGAGGGGGGCCAGCCUCGUCGCGGUCCCGGAUCCCUGUCUCCUCGCACUCCCUUGUCGGAACACCGCCGGACCGCGUGUGCCCUCUCUUUAGUUGAGCUUCAGUCCUUUUAACCCCUUCCAACCAUGUCCGACGACGAGGAACAAUACUCUGAGGAGGAGGAGGAAGAAGAAGAAGUGAGGGAACAGGAACCCGAACCCGUACGGAGGCCAGAGGGAGAUGAGAAGCAAGGAGACCCCGAGUUUGUCAAGCGUCAGGAACAGAAGAGCUCGGCCCUCGACGAACAGCUCAAGGAGUACAUCACAGAAUGGCGCAAGCAGAGGUCAAAGGAAGAGGAGGAACUCAAGAGGCUGAAGGAGAAGCAGGCCAAGCGCAAGAUCAUGCGUGCGGACGAGGAGAAGCGCAUGGCUCAGCGCAAGAAGGAGGAGGAAGAGAGGAGGCAGCGCGAGGUUGAGGAGAAGAAGCAGCGGGACAUCGAGGAGAAGAGACGCCGCCUGGAGGAGGCCGAGAAGAAGCGCCAGGCCAUGAUGUCCGCCCUCAAGGAGCAGAGCAAGAGCAAGGGACCCAACUUCACCAUCAACAAGAAGGAGGGCUUCAACCUCUCAUCAGCUCAGAUUGAGCGCAACAAGACCAAGGAGCAGCUGGAGGAGGAGAAGAAGAUCUCCCUGUCGUUCCGCAUCAAGCCCCUCGUCCUGGACAACAUGAGCGUCGACAAGCUGCAGCUCAAGGCCGCCGACCUGUGGGAGCAGAUCGUCAAGCUGGAGACCGAGAAGUACGACUUGGAGGAGAGGCAAAAGCGCCAGGACUACGACUUAAAAGAGCUGAAGGAGCGACAGAAGCAGCAGCUCAGGCACAAGGCCCUGAAGAAGGGUCUGGACCCCGAAGCUCUUACCGGAAAGUACCCCCCCAUGAUCCAAGUAGCCUCCAAAUAUGAACGCCGAGUGGACACCCGGUCGUACGAGGACAAGAAGAAGCUCUUCGAGGGUGGCCUUGAGACCUCCACCAAAGAGAGCAUGGAGAAGGUCUGGUCGGAGCGAUCGCAACAGUUUGAGAAGCGCACAGCUUCCAAGCUGCCCAAGUGGUUCGGCGAGAGGCCCGGCAAGAAGAAGGGCGCCCCAGACAGCCCCGAGGAGGAGGAGCCCAAGGGAGGCGCCGACGAGGACCUCGACGAGCCCGCAGGGGGUGCCGAGGAAGAGGAGGAGGAAGAGGAGGAGGAGGAGGAGGAGGCCGCCGAGGAGGAGGAAGAGGAGGAAGAGGAGGAGGAGGAAGAGGAAGAGGAGGAGGAAUAAACUGCCCGAGCAUUCUCAAGGCACAGGAGCCAACGCGUUCUUCACAGUCCGGCCGAGACCCAAAUUCUCCAAGAGGGUCUCGCAACAGCGAAGCGCUGUCCUCAUUUUUAUCAUUAUUAUACGUUACGUCCAGAACACUUGUAUUCAUAUAACGCUAUCUUUAUAAAUGCAUAUUAUUUUAUUGUUUGUAUAAAUCCUUGGUGUAUGAUACUAUUUCAACUAGCAUGACUGAUGAUAUUAUGGAAGAGGUGAGAAAAGAGUCUUCGAAUAAAGACAACCAACAUUCUGCUCGGAGAAGUCUCCCCAUGUCUUGAGGUGGUCUGACCCCAUCCACCCCCAGGAACUGCGGGGACUCUACGCGAGAAUCAAUCCCAAUAUCUUGAGUUUAUUGCGAUUGCAUUCCGGGUAGUGAACCAAAAGAUUUCCACUCUCGCAAAACGUGGUGAAAAGUGCGAAGGUGCGAAAGAGUAAGUGCUGCAGGGCACCCCUCCCUGCCUCUUGUCAAGACAUGGCCAGGCUUCGCGUCGGAGGAGUGCAGAUCUGGUCAUAAAUUAGAAGUGUAUUUUUAUUUUCAUUUUGGAGUUAGGUAUUGUGGUAUUAAAAGAAUGAAACACC
Messenger RNA from Thrips palmi, 1946 nucleotides. It is a transcript of the gene TpnT, whose product is annotated as troponin T. The record is from RefSeq and is a predicted model, not a curated record. Gene Ontology annotation, cellular component: troponin complex. NCBI's taxonomy places the organism in Eukaryota, Metazoa, Arthropoda, Insecta, Thysanoptera, Thripidae. Gene Ontology annotation, biological process: regulation of muscle contraction; muscle contraction; sarcomere organization. The transcript has 13 exons. Gene Ontology annotation, molecular function: tropomyosin binding. The coding region runs from base 168 to 1331 and encodes 387 amino acids.